AUUUUUUCCUCUCAAAUUCCUUUUCUGCUUACAAUUUGUAAACGAAACUUUCAAAUACAUUCCUAAUUGGUUUCGGAUUCAUAUAAUUCAGCAGUGUUAGAAUUUGGAUGUAUAAAUAUUUGUUUGUUUUUGGUAUUUAAUUUCAUUAUGAUGAUCUUUUCCCUCCUUCGUUUUGCUCCUUCUUCGCCUGUGAAUCUGAUUAAACUUACGAAUCUUCGUGUUUUUGGUCCUGGUUUGAAUCCUUUUGCUCCUUACAACUUAGCUAAUCAUUCCUCUCGCUAAGCCCUCCUAAUAUUUUGCCUAUUUUGUUUUCUGGGUUCUUUUUUUUCCAAUCAAUUAUGUAAAUUGAAGUGAAGAGUUUUCGAAAUUAUCGCCUUUUUGGGGUGUUAGUAGCUAAGGAUUUCUGGGUUGUGUUCGAAAUUGGGAAAUAGUAACAAUCUCAUUGGAAGGAUUAUCGGGAAUUAGAGGUUUCUGGGUUCUUUUUUUUCAAUCAAUUAUGUAAAUUGAAGUAAAGGGUUUUCGAAAUUAUCGCCUUUUUUUUGGGUCGUAGUUGCUAGAUAAUUUCUGGGUUGUUUUCGAAAUUGGGAAAUAGUAACAAUCUGAUUGGAAAGAUUGUUGAGAAUUAGAAGAGACUUGAUUUUAGUAUUGAGAUUCACUCUAAGUGUUCUGUUUUUAGUACUUGUUGAUUGUGAGGGACUAUUGGUGAUGUAAAAGAGCCUUAAUUUUUAGUAUUGGCAUUCACUUGUAGAGUUUAGUGUUAAAACUUAUUGAUUGUGAGGGAAUAUUUGUGUUUUCUGUUGCGGUUAGAGGUUAGUAUUUCUGGAAUUUGAAAAGAAAAAUGCAAGAAGAGCGAUUGAAUAUAAGUAGGCGAUCGAGAAGAAUGCAGAUUAUUGCAGGUGGUGAUAUGGAUGACCGAGGUUGGACUCUGCUUCAUAUUGUUGCUAGGAAAGGUGACCUGAAAGAGGUCAAGAGACUUCUUAAUGAAGGCAUGGAUGCUAAUGUGACUGCUGGAGGGCCUAAGUCAGUUGGUGUGACUCCACUUCAUCUUGCUGCUAAGGGUGGUCACCUCCGAGUUAUGGAUGAAUUGCUUGAGAGAGGUGCUGAUAUUGAUGCACGAACCAAAGGUGCCUGUGGAUGGACUCCACUCCAUCAUGCAGCUAAAGAAAGAAAGAGGAAAGCAAUCAGAUUCUUGAUCAGAAAUGGUGCAUUUUUGCCGGAUGACAUACAUGAUACCAGGUUCAAUCCUCCACUCCACUAUUGUCCUGGUCUCGAAUGGGCUUACGAGGAGAAGAGGCUGCUGCAACUAGAAAGUUCGUCAUCUGGUGAGGCCUCUUACAGAUCAGGAAACUGAGGUGCAGCAAGACUUGUCUCUGCAUGUUUCACAAGGAAGAAACGUUGACAAGCAUUGCCAGCUCCAUCAUAUCAACUUUCAUAUAUGGUUUCUGUCUUUGUAGAUUGCGUAAUUUAGUAUUACUAAGUAGACUACAAUGUGAUGUGUGAUAUUCACUUGAGUAGCUAUGGUGGGUAGUUAAGGAACAACAAAAUGCCUGUCUGCUGUCUGGAUGUCUCUGAAUCUUCUUUACAAAGUAAAUUUUGAGCUUUGUUAAACCUUUGUAACACAUUGUUAUUACUACAUGGACAGUAUAGUGUUACAAAACAAUUUCUUACCUUUCAUUAA
Molecule: messenger RNA, 1678 nt
Organism: Solanum dulcamara
Lineage: Eukaryota; Viridiplantae; Streptophyta; Magnoliopsida; Solanales; Solanaceae
Product: phytochrome-interacting ankyrin-repeat protein 1-like
Exons: 3
Coding region: 839-1351 (170 amino acids)
Molecular function (GO): protein binding
Source: RefSeq, a predicted model, not a curated record